AUGCGACGAGUUGUCGUGACGGGUCUCGGCGCCAUUUCGCCUUUCGGUGUCGGCGUGCGCACCACAUGGAAUCGUCUCUUAGCUGGAGAGUCUGCCAUAACCAGCGUGGCCAACCUGGAGCCGCAAAACCGCUGGAGAGAUCUGACGAGCACAGUUGCUGGCGUAGUUCCCAGCCAUGGCUCAGAUCCCGAGCAUUGGCGGCCCGGCGACUGGCUGGACGCUACGGAACAGCGCCGCAUGUCAAAGUUUGCCCAGUAUGCCGUGGCUUGCGCCGAGAUGGCCCUGAAGGAUGCCGGGUGGGAGCCGCAGAGCCAAGACGACCGGGAGACCACUGGUGUCUGCCUUGGAAGCGGUAUAGGGAAUCUCGAGGAGGUUUACGAAACGAGCUUGGCCUUCCAUCAACAAGGCUACAAGAAAGUUUCGCCGCUGUUCGUCCCCAAGAUUCUCAUCAACUUGGCUGCUGGCCACAUCUCGAUGAAGUACGGGUUGCAAGGCCCCAACCAUGCCGUCACAACCGCAUGUACCACUGGCGCCCAUUCCAUCGGAGAUGCCAUGCGAUUCAUUGCUUUCGGGGACGCAGACGUCAUGGUUGCUGGCGGUACGGAAUCCUGCAUCCAUCCCCUGACCUUUGCCGGUUUCGGGAGGGCAAGGUCCCUCUCCACGGCCUACAACCACGACCCCCGCGCCAGCUGUCGUCCCUUUGACCGCGACCGCAACGGUUUCGUCGUCUCAGAGGGGUCGGCAGUGUUGGUCUUGGAGGAACUCGAGCACGCCAAGGCCCGGGGCGCCAAUAUUUACGCAGAAGUGAGGGGAUACGGCUGCAGCGGCGACGCCCAUCACAUGACGGCCCCACGCGAAGACGGCCACGGAGCCUUUCGUGCCAUGAAGCUUGCUCUGAAGAACGCUGGGGUCCGGCCGGCCCAGGUGAGCUACAUUAACGCGCACGCGACUGGAACGCAGGUGGGUGACGCGGCAGAAGCUUUCGCGAUACAACGCAUCAUGACAGGCGAAGAGGGCUACACGGACGAGUCGCGUAUCACGGUGAGCAGCACUAAAGGUGCCGUCGGGCAUCUAUUAGGGGCGGCUGGCGCCAUGGAGGCCCUGUUUACCGUCUUAUCAGUUGCAGAGGAUGUUGUGCCGCCUACGCUGAAUCUCGCAAACCCGAACGUUGGGGGUUCCAUGAAUCUGGUACCACUCAAAGCACAGGCGAGACAGGUUGACAUUGCCGUCUCCAACAGCUUUGGUUUCGGUGGGACGAAUGCCUCGCUGGUUUUCUCCAAACUCCACUAG
This is a messenger RNA of Colletotrichum spaethianum, 1290 nucleotides long. RefSeq names its product 3-oxoacyl-[acyl-carrier-protein] synthase, mitochondrial. Gene Ontology annotation, biological process: fatty acid biosynthetic process. The record is from RefSeq and is a predicted model, not a curated record. Bases 1 to 1290 code for a protein of 429 amino acids. The transcript has 3 exons. Gene Ontology annotation, molecular function: 3-oxoacyl-[acyl-carrier-protein] synthase activity. Lineage: Eukaryota; Fungi; Ascomycota; Sordariomycetes; Glomerellales; Glomerellaceae.